GAGCAUAGCCUGAACACUCAGCACAGCAGCCUGACCAGGGAGUCUGUGCCCAGGACUCAGAGCACUAAGAAUGGCUCCCAGUAACACUCUCAUGGUCCACAUGGAGGAGAAGCUGCUGCCAAAAGAAAAGAAUAAACUGAGGAAGCCGGUGGUGGAGAAAAUGCGUCGUGACCGGAUUAACAGCAGCAUCGAGCAGCUGAAACUGCUGCUGGAGAAGGAGUUCCAGAGACACCAGCCCAACUCCAAGCUGGAGAAAGCCGACAUCCUGGAAGUGGCUGUCAGCUACCUGAAGCAGCAGAGCCAGCUGCAGGACCAUGCAUUCAUGCACAAGAAUCUAGAGCAGGACUUCAACAGUGGAUACCUGCGGUGCCUCAAGGAAGCUAUGCAUUUUCUGUCCUACUAUGAACCCAAGAAGGAAACUCAGGUGCAGCUGAUCAAGCACUUCUGCAAAGCUCAGAUGAGUGCAGAUGUCAUGUACUCUCCUGCUCCACACAGUUCACCUCUGUCACCCUGCCUGUUUGCCAGAAAGCAGCCUGCCCAGAAGACUGUGGCUGCUGCUCCUACCAUCUGGAGACCCUGGCAGACCUGCUGAACUUUGCUUUAUUCCUAUGUUUUGCUACAAAAACUAGAGGGACCUGUGACUGAAUAGUUCCUCUUUAAAGUAGGAAACAUUGCUUUCCAAAGGUGGGAGGGGGGCAGUUAUUGUUUUUCUGUCACAAGAAAUGAGGGUCGCCAGGUAGUUUCCCUUCAUAGUGAAGGACUGUGUGUGUAUCUUGCAGCAAAGUUGCUGCUUUUAUUGGUGGCUCUUAGCCAAAGACAGAACCACGUUCUGAGGUGAUUUAGAGAGCCAAAGCUCUUCAGUUUCCAUCACACUUUUGCUUGACAAGGCUGUCAGUGCAAAUCUUUCUACUAAUUCCCUGGGUCACUGGUUCAAGUGCUCCAUUGUCUCCAGAUGAUGUACUGACCUUCCUAAAGAAGGAGCACUUUGAAGAAUGUAUUUUGUAUCAUAAAGAAAGUAUUGAGCCUUUAUCUUUUGAGUGAAAGCUGUUAUUAAGAAAUGCUGAUUCCUCUGCAGUUCCUCUGCUAUUUUUAGUCUAUCUUCUUUCAGAGAGUUAUAAUGGUAACAGAUAGCUCUAGGGAAAAUUCUCCUCAUGUCAGCAUGUGCUGCUCUCAGCUGAAGAAUACUUGAUGCCUUUUGUAAAGGAAAUACCUGUGAUAUACCUUGAGGAAAAGGGGGAGGAAGGGAGGCAGUGUUUUAUAAUCAUUCACUGAACAUGCUGAAGAGCUUAAAAAGCUUUUAUAAAGUUGUGAUGUAUUCAUCCUGUGUGAUGUUCAACUUUGGUGUCUUUACUAUACAAUACAAUAAAAAGGUUUUAGUCAUUAAUCCUUUGGUUUGAAGUUAUUAAAAUGGCUGGAAUGAGUGUUGCGGGUAAACUCCUCUUGCAGUGGGGGAGCUAUCAGGUCAUGUCAUAUUUUUGAGCCCUUCACUCCACUACAUAGAUUAUAUUUGUGACAUUUAUUUGGCAGAACAGGAUUUCAGACCCUGCCAAGAAGCAACCUCUGGAAAAGUUAUUAACAAUUAAAAUGGAGGUGAAACUGAAGUGGGAUACUGAGAGGUGUAGACCCAGAUACUUCAUAGCCAUCUAUUCAGACCUCAACAAAUCACUAAUUUCACAGCCACUUUAUUUCUCCUCACUCCCCAUUCAUUUUUCUGCCAACCUGAGGUCAGCCGUAUGCUUUCUGUCCAUUUAGAGGGCAGCAACAUGAAAAACUCCUAAUAACUUCCAAAGAGUUUGGCACAUAACUCUGGGGAAUCUCACUCGUUUCUGUGAAACUAGUUUUUGUGAACUAGUUUUUGUUGCUUUUUAAUUUAGCACCUUCUGUUACUGAAACAUGAAUUCUGUUAGGCAGGAACAGAAUUUCUUUACUGAUAUGAAAUAUGACCAUAUAUGGCUAAAAGUCUACACAAUUUGAUAACAGACAGAUCGAAAAAGCAUUUUCUCUCCUAAAUUACUUCCCCAUGCUCUUCUUUUUGUUGAACAAUUUCUUCUUCUCUGUCAUCCACCUAAGGGUCCAAAACAUGCCCUGAAUAGGGGCUGUGCCUCAGAGUUAAGAAGCCACCACACUCCACCACACUGUGAAGGUUGUUGCAGAGACAUUCUCUCUGGCAAGCAUCGUUUAAAUGAUCCUCCCUUGAUUUUUUCACCCCAUCUCAACUCAGAAAACAGAUUUAGCAUAUCCUCUUAUGUGGGGAUUUACAGCACCAGCUGAGGAAGAGAAGUGUGAGAAGGGGAUCUUAAAGCCACCUUAAAUACCAACAGCCUUUCCAAAAGACAGCACUUUCCCCAAAAACGUUCACUCACUUUUCCUUAGAAGAGUUCCCAUUCCUUGCUAAGCAAGUACUAUUUACCUUUUAUUUUUCCUUCUCUUCAAAGUAAAAUAAAUCAGCACAAAUAAUCAGUUCACAAAACUAUUAUCUAAUCACAGUAACACAUUGAUUUUGAUAUCUGACCAACCUCUCAUUCUUCUAGAGAUACAGUAAGAGUGUGAAACACCACUGGUCAACUGUUUAAACUCUCAGAUUCCCUGGGAAAGGUGCCCUGGAAAACCUUUGUUUCUACCAUAUGCUUUUUUUCCUUAAACAAAAGGAACCUGGCAUAUUUGAUCUUAUCAAAUGGCUGCCUAACUAAGCACUAAGCAAACUCAGAUCUGCUAAACUGGCAAGAUCAAACGUCAUUGAGACACUGCCAGGGGUACCUGGCCAGUCCUCACUUGAUUUGUGAUUAAACCCUCCGUUACACAUAUGGAAACAACCAAAAAGCCAUCUAGCUGGGCCAGGAACAUAUUGCUCUACCUCGUCACAGUUGCAUGGAUCAUUUUAAUUAUUAUUUUACCUUGAAUGCACAGGCUGGCUGACCGCUUUUCAUCCGUUUACCAGUGCAAUACAAGGUGGGGUUUUGGUAUAGUUCUGCAAUUCAUCAGGGCUGAUACUAAUGCUGCAGAUGAAGUUGUUCCUCCUAAUGAACUACUAAAUAAUUCAGAGAAGAUAUUUUUAGGUUUUGUGGUUGCUUAGUGAUCUUGCAAAAGUCACUUCACCUUGCUGUGCUCAACUUGUCUGUGCCAGUUAGUACAAGCUUCUGAAUCCCAGCAGAACUCAAGCUGUGUGUUUUUAAAUCAGGCCUAAUCAAAGCACCUGCAGAGAGAAAGUUCGGUUUGGGGGAGUUCAGACUCAGGCAGAAUGCAACGUUCCCCAGAGCACACCCCAACCUGAUCGUGCACCACAGGAACUAGGAGUGGAGUCACACACGGCAUAGAGAAGCAUGGAUGGGCAUCCUCUGCGGCUAACAUGUUGCCACCCAAGUAAACCCCGUUGUAACAGUUGGCAGCAUCCCUGCAGUUUGUUUACAACUGACAGCAUCAAUGGAAAAGAGAAAGCAAACCAAAGAAGAGCUGCACAAACUGGAGAUGACUGCUGCAGGUGAACCCAGUCCCUCUAGUUCUAGCCUAACACAGGCACAUGCCGUAGAAAUGAUAACUGUGCAAAACUCAUGUGAGAUCAGUCAGGUUUCUAAGCCCAGAACUCCUGCCACCCAUGUUGACAUAAAUCUGGAGACAUGGCUCCUGUCACUCAAACCACAAACUCCGAUUCUCAUUUACACUGAGGCUAUACUAUAUUGCUCUGACUGUAGCAGGGUGUAGCAGACAGUGCAUAGUUGUCAGUGUACCUGAGGUUCAGACCUAUCAUUUGCAGAGUGGUGUAAGGGAGAGGAGAAGAAACCAAACCCCACCAGAAAGCCUCCCCUUGCUCCAGGGAUGUGUAGCUGAUGCAAUUGCACUGCUUCUGGGUUUUGCCAGCCAAAGACUUGCCCUCUGGGCUUUAAUGUAGCAAUUACCUGAAUGCUAAAAGCCAGACCUCUGGUUUCCCCAGUCCCAGCACAGCAAAGGUUAUGUUUACAAUUUAUUAAUUAUUAUCACUUAUAAUAAUUGAAAGCAAAGCUUCUUAUUGCUCCUCUGUCCCCUGGGGUGACUCUCCCCUGCUCCAACACAUUCCCACCCUUAGGAAAGAUGUUGUUUAUUAUGCUGAUCCCACAGCCCAGGAAUACUCUCCUGACAAAGCCCCUAUUAACCUCAGAGUGUGGGCCUGAGUUUCUCAG
This is a messenger RNA of Neopsephotus bourkii (Bourke's parrot), 4154 nucleotides long. RefSeq names its product transcription factor HES-5-like. Bases 71 to 592 code for a protein of 173 amino acids. Lineage: Eukaryota; Metazoa; Chordata; Aves; Psittaciformes; Psittacidae. Gene Ontology annotation, cellular component: nucleus. The record is from RefSeq and is a predicted model, not a curated record. Gene Ontology annotation, biological process: regulation of transcription by RNA polymerase II; anterior/posterior pattern specification; regulation of neurogenesis. Gene Ontology annotation, molecular function: RNA polymerase II cis-regulatory region sequence-specific DNA binding; DNA-binding transcription factor activity, RNA polymerase II-specific; protein dimerization activity. The transcript is spliced from 3 exons.